AUGGCUCCUCUUACUCCCCACUGGCAGCAGCCUUCCCACCCCGACAUUCAAGACGUCGUCAUCGUCAACGAGGCCGAAUUCACCACCAAGAGCCUCUCGCGCGUCGCCCUCGCACCUUUUGCCCUCUUUGCGCGCUUCGACUUUCCGCCGUGCACCGAGGCCCCGGAGCCCACGUAUGCCACGGUGCAGAUGGGACGCAAUAGACAUCUCAACCUCAACAGUGACUUGCUGUACAUUAACCACUCUUGUGAACCGUCUCUUGGGGACGAGCUCACACUCAAGAAGACCUCGGGUAUUCCCCGAUGCGAAGUAGAAAUUAUCAUUGCUGGACCCAAGGGCCUCCAACCUGGCGAUGAACUCACUUUCUUCUAUCCCUCUACAGAAUGGGAAAUGGCCCAGCCCUUCCAGUGCCUCUGCGGCACGCCCACCUGCCGGGGCACCAUUGACGGCGCCAAGAAGAUGACGCGCGCCCAGCUCGACGGCCUCUGGCUCUCCAAGCACAUCCGCGAGCUCCGCGCCGAGCAAGAAUCCGCCGGCUCCCCUUCGCCCGCCUCUGUCUCCUCCGACCCGACGACCUCUGCGCUUCAGAAUGCCCUUGACCAGGCGGAAAAGGUCGUCGAGGCCGCUCGCGCCGCGCUCCUCUCCUACACGAGCAGCAGCAGCAGCAACGGCGCCAGCACGUUCCUCAGCAACAGCGCCGACAAUGCCACCAAGGGCAACGGCAUCGGCCGCCGCGGCCUGACCUCGCGGGAGCUGAGCGGCGAGAUGGGUGGCGACACGGCGAUUCGUGCGUAA
This is a messenger RNA of Akanthomyces muscarius, 795 nucleotides long. RefSeq lists its product as uncharacterized. Bases 1 to 795 code for a protein of 264 amino acids. NCBI's taxonomy places the organism in Eukaryota, Fungi, Ascomycota, Sordariomycetes, Hypocreales, Cordycipitaceae. The transcript is spliced from 4 exons. The record is from RefSeq and is a predicted model, not a curated record.